Molecule: messenger RNA, 2397 nt
Organism: Rhipicephalus microplus (southern cattle tick)
Lineage: Eukaryota; Metazoa; Arthropoda; Arachnida; Ixodida; Ixodidae
Product: putative 4-coumarate--CoA ligase 1
Molecular function (GO): CoA-ligase activity
Source: RefSeq, a predicted model, not a curated record
ACCUCUUCUAUGAAAUAGGGACGUCAAGUAGGCACAGGGUGGGUUAAAAUCCCGUUGGUUACAACAUUCCGUUACGUGAUCUGCGACAUGACAAGAAAGAAAGCCCGAGACAUGCCGGUCCCAUGCGAAGACGCAAGUCAGACUACUCGAGCAGCAGGUGCUACCGCCACCACGUCCACCGUGAACAGCAUGGGCGCAGUGAUCGAAGACGGCGUCGUCAGGUCAGCUGUUCAGGACGUGUACAUUCCGGACGUAGAUGUCGGCACGUUCUUCAGGGGAUGCUGCAGAAAGUACAAGGAUCGCAUCGCCAUGGUGGACGACACUACGAGUGAGACUUACUCGUACCGGAAGCUGGAGGAUGUGUGCCGUCGCGUCGCGGCAGGUCUGCGAAAGCUGGGCUUCCAAACAGGAGACCUGGCGGGCAUCCACAGUGGCAUCUCCUCCGACUUGAUCGUGGCAUUUUAUGGCACUGUUCUCGCCGGUGGACGCGUGGUCUUCGCCAAGGGCAACCUCACCCAACGUGAAGUGCAGUACCAGUUUGCGGACUCGGGUCCCAAGUUGGUCUUUUGUGACGACGCAAAUGCGGAAAAGACAAAAGCUGCUUGCGAAGUGGUGCCGUCAGUCAAGACUCUGGUAACCAUAGGCCAACAUGAAGGGAUGAUCCACCUGUCGGAGCUCAAGAAAUCUCCAACUGACUAUUCAGCUGCUGGCAUUGACCCACGAGGUGUGCUGGCCAUAAUGUACUCGAGUGGCACGACGGGAUUGCCAAAAGGUGUCAUGGUGUCGCACCGAAACUUCAUCACUCAGCUCAUUGUUUCUGGGGACGAAGGAGCGCAACUUAUAACUACCAAUGACAGGAUGCUUGGCACUGCCCCUUUCACACACGUAUCGGGCCUAUGGCUCUACAGCUGCUGUUUCACGGUUGGCGGCUGCGUAAUCGUCAUGACUCCAACUGAUCCAGUUUCCGUUCUUAGGGCCAUCGAAAGACACAAGGCUACAGUGAUGCUGCAGUUUCCGACACAAGCGCAGAAUCUUGUGCAGUGCAAAUGCAUCGACAACCUCGACGUGAGCAGCAUGAGCAAGUUGCUAAUUGGCGGAUCCACCACACCCACCAUAGUGGCGCAAAGUAUCAUAGAGAAGUUAAAAUUGAAAGCCUUCCGACAUAUUUUCGGCAUGAGCGAAACGUGUGGCAGCAUCACAGUUACCCCAACUGGUAUUGAUGACUACGAAAGCGUUGGGAAGCCUGUUCCAUUGACGCACAUAAAGGUUGUCGACGUGGAAACUCGCGAAAAGCUUGGACCCCGCGAGAACGGCGAAAUCUGUGUGAAGGGCCCAUACUGUUGCCUCGGCUACCUGAACAAGCCAGAGGCGACCAAGAACCUAUACGACGAUGAUGGUUUUAUUCAGACAGGCGACAUCGGCUACUAUACGGAGGAUGGCAAGCUCUACGUAGUGGACCGCAUAAAGGAGUUAAUAAAGUGUAUGGAUCAGCAAGUGGCGCCUGCAGAACUUGAGGACUUGCUUGUGCAGCACGAUGCUGUCAAAGAGGUCGUCGUGACGGGCGUUCCUCACCACGAGUACGGAGAGGCCGCGCGGGCAUUCGUCGUGCUCUUCCAGAAAGAGGCCGCUAGCGACACACUCCAGCAGGAGCUCGCAAAACUGGUUGCGGACCAAGCGGCUUUUCACAAACAUCUUCAUGGGGGCAUCGAGUUUGUGACGAGUAUCCCGAAGUCUGAUACUGGAAAGAAUCUUCGAAGGGCGCUCAGGGACUCUUACUUGAAGAACGGGAGCAAAGUGACUCAACUUUAACUCGGAAUGUUCCUGCUCCAUUACUUUUUUACAGAGCUUUCACGUGGUUUCAUGACUUCCUGGGUGGAUGAACGUGCAUCUCUACCUCCUCCCUCAUCAGGCUGAUUAGAAGGAAUCUUCUUAAGUACAUUACCAAAUGGUUGCUAAAGAUUUCUUUUAUGAAAAUACUUCUUAGAUUAUACUCCAUAUGCUUAGACUGUGGUGAUGCCACUAAGAAUUUUUACGAUUGUAUUUAAAUAUGAUGACGCUUUUAUAUUAGUAGUCUCUGUCUACCGCAUUUAUUUCCGUCCUGCCAGUAUAUUAGUAAUAAUACUUGCUGUGUAAUGCAUGUCUGUACAAAAAUGCUUUUAAUAAAGAAGUCUGGCAUUUAAUUGCUUACCAUGGCGUCGUAAUUUGUACGACGCAAUGGUUGGACGCCAGACAUUCAACGGUUUGCACGUGGUUUGUCGAAAUGUGGGUCUGAGGGAAUUGCCAAAGCUACAAUUGGAAACCUACAAUGUAUCUCUACAUACACGUGUACGUGAAAAUUGGAAACCUGCUGUUCACCUAAUAUUCAAAGCACCCAGAAUAAACUUGGAUACUAGGAAA